ACGCAGCAUGACGCCGCCUGUGGUGGCUCAUUAUCUGGCAACUGGAGUGGCAGCGGACAGAGGAGAGGGGAUCCCCGGGAUUUUUACACCGAAGCCAGCUAAAUACUGACAUCAAACCGCUGAAAAUCGUGUGGGAACUCGGUCAAGCUCCGCACAGAUCUGGUGAGAGUAGCCAUGUCAGAGGAGGCAGUGCGCCAAACGCGCAGCCAGAAGCGGGCUCUGGAGAGGGACCAUGCAUCUCCUGCCGGGCCCCUGGGAGACAUGGACAGCAAACGGGUUAAGCUGGAGAAGGGCGACGCAGCUGGGACCCCGCUGGCCCUGGUGGGUCCUGGAGCCGAGGGCGUCAAGCUGAAGAGCGAGCAGGCUGCGAAGGUGGCAGCCUGCAUCCUGAAGACUGGGGAAGUGAAGGCCACCAUCAAGGUGGAGGUGCAGACCGGAGACGAGCCAGUCGACAUGAGCACAUCCAAAAGUGAUAUUAAGAAGGAACGGCAGCCUCCUUCGCCGGAUGAUGUGAUUGUGCUAUCGGACAAUGAGCCAUCUAGUCCUCUGAUGAACGGCCACUGCUUCACAAAGACUGACACAGAUAAACUCAUGAAGAGUUCACCUGAGGAAAGGGAACGCAUCAUCAAGCAGCUGAAGGAGGAACUGAGACUCCAAGAGGCCAAACUGGUGCUGCUUAAGAAACUACGACAGAGCCAGAUCCAGAAGGAGAGCACUGUGCAGAAGGCGGCUGGCUCUGUGGCUACUCCUCCUCCUCUUGUGAGAGGAAGCAUGACCUCAAGCAAAGGAACCCUUCAGGUGUCAGGCCGCAGCUCAGGCACCGUGAUCCCCCCACCCUUGGUGCGGGGUGGGCAGCAUGUCCCGUCCAAACACAACUCUCAAAUUGUCAUGCCACCCCUGGUCAGAGGAGCCCAGCCUAUCGCAGUGACUCCUCAGCAGAUUGCCAGUCUACGUCAGCAGCAGCACCAGCACAGCGGCUCAGGUCCUCCUCCACUCUUGCUGGCUCCCAGGGCUUCUGUGCCCAAUGUCCAGGUCCAGGGACAGAGGAUCAUUCAGCAGGGACUUAUCCGCGUGGCUAAUGUGGCCAACAGUAAUGUCAUGGUCAACAUCCCUCAGGCCUCUCCAACAAGCCUAAAGGGCUCUUCAGUGUCACCCAACUCUAUGAAUGACUCCCCCGCCAGCCGGCAGGCGGCCGCUAAACUUGCACUGCGCAAGCAGCUGGAGAAGACGCUGCUGGAGAUCCCUCCGCCCAAACCGCCUGCACCCGAGUUCAACUUCCUGCCCUCUGCAGCCAAUAAUGAGUUUAUCUACUUGUUGGGGUUGGAGGAAGUGGUGCAAAAACUUCUGGAGAUGCACGGCAGGGGUAAUCUAGGCCCAGCUGCUGCAAUGGCCAGCUCUAUUCCCAAAGAGCCAUACACAUGUGCCCAGUGCAAGACGGACUUUACCUCCCGCUGGAGAAAGGAGAAGGCCGGGACCAUCCUCUGUGACCAAUGCAUGUCGUCCAAUCAGAAGAAGGUUCUGAAGGCUGAGCACACCACUCGGCUGAAGGCCGCCUUUGUCAAGGCACUCCAGCAGGAGCAGGAGAUCGAACAGCGUAUCCUCCAGCAGGCAGCCUCCUCUUCCUCCUCUGCCUCCCCUCUUUCAAAAUCCAUCUCGUCCUCCUCUCCCUCACUGUCCAAAAGUGAUGUGCUGGUGUCCCAGCAUUAUAAGCAGGCCAGGGCUGCCAUGCAGCACAGGGCUGUGUCUGCCCACCACUCCACCAUUAAGCAGAGUCAGCUGUCACACAGCAUCCAGUCUGCAAUGAGCUCUCGUGGUGUGGCCCACUCCUUCACCUCCUCUCAGCUGCAGAAUGCGGUGACAGCAGCAGCACUGGGCAGCAGGUCAGGUAAGCAUGCUGCAGCACGCCAGCUGCAGCAAGGGGCAAAGGUCAGCGCCAGCAGCAGCAGCGGUAACCAGGGCAACGUGGCUGCCUGGAGGAAGCAGAGCGGUGGCAACACAGGUGUGACUAUGACCUAUGUGAACCCCAGCUUGUCUGCUCAUAAGACCUCCUCUGCUGUCGAGCGUCAGCGAGAAUACCUGCUGGACAUGAUUCCCUCCCGUUCUAUCUCCCAAGCAGCAAACACUUGGAAAUAAUGCAAUCUUCAGCCCUACUGACACCAUAACUAUUAGCCCUCUUAAUAUCAAUAACAGCCAUUCUCAUUAUCCUUCUAAUCCUUUCUAUGGACUCUGCCUCUGGCCAAAGUGGCGUGGGGGAGAAUUGUCUCCUUUACUCGUUGGAUAGAGGUUUUCUUGCGCCUCUUUCCCAUUUUCAUCUGCCACCGUCUUGCUUACCUGAAUCCUUCCCAAAAACGGAGCUGUGCUGUGAUGGCUUCAGGGAUAGAACAAACAUGUCGAAUAGAAUUUUGGGUACAUUUUUUGAGGGGUGGAGUUGACAUGGGCGCGUACAAUUUUACGAACUCCUGCAGUGAUGUUGCGUCUCCCUCCCUGUAUAUUGAUCGAAACCUCCCAGUUGCACCAGAAGGAUGUUGCCACAAAAUCACCGAGCUCCUUUGCCUCUGGAUUAGGCGGGGAGAAGUAAUAAUCACUAUUACAUACAAUAAAAUAUUCGCCUUAUGUCCUGCCCCUCUCCAGUCUGAGCCAUGCUGACUCAGGCCCACGUGGUGGCUGAACAGAACUAAAAUGAAGACCUCAUCACAGGGAUUGUUGUUGUUGAUCUUCGAGGACCAUCCACAAAACAAAAAACAAAAAAAAAAAAAAAUAAAUAAAAAUACGAACUGCUUCAGCUUUGCAAAAAUGAAUAAAAGAAAAAAAAGGACUGUAAAAACGGAUCUCUAUCUGCACACAGACUGCCUCUUCUCUCCAACCUACAGUGAGUAGUGUACAGUAGAGAAGGUGAUGUGUGUUGGAUCAUUUUGUAUGGCUGAAUGUUAGGAUUUUGUCUUUUCAUCUGUAAGUCAUAUACUGUGUUUGGAAUAUUGUGCUCCCUGAUACUUUGGAAGUGGCCUCUUGUCGAGGUCUGAAUUUACAGGCUAAUGUUACUGUUGAGGUGGUUUUACAUCUGCUGGGUUCCAUGGUGUGGCCUACUUUGAAAUACUUUGUUUUGUUUUCUAAGAUGAAGAGGUAGAAUAAAGAUUAAGCUUUCACUGACUCAUGUAAAAACACGGAGCAUAUGUUUGGGGGACUAUUCUUAUUGAAUAUUGUAAAACAAACCUUCCAAAGAACUAGUGGAGCCCAAAUGGAAUCCCUUCUGCUAGAAGGUUUCUAGUUUAUUUGAACCCUCUCUGGAUAUAAACAUGAAUUCAUGGUAACUGAGGGGGUGUAAGGAAUGUCAUAUUUUUGACAUUGUUUUUGCUUUUAGUCAUAGGUUGUGGUGCAUUAUUUUUCUCCUAUAGACAAACUGUCUGAAUUUAUUUAUAGGGUCAUGUUAGUACAGACAUAUGCGUAUGCCCUACGUUUGAAUGGAUCUUAACAUUUCUUUUCUCCUGUGUGUCAAGUGACUCCCACGCACCCUACGAUUGGUCUGAGAGAAGCUGGACAGCUUUCAGAAUGUAGUUAUGCAAAAACCCCUAUAGCAAACAAAUGACAUGAACUUCUUAGUCUUUAACAUUUAAGGUGUGUAUGAUUUCUGUCAGGUCAUUGAAUUGAGCUAACUCUGCCUUUCACAUGAGCUAUUGUGCAUUUUUUUUUAUCAGGUUGCAGCAGCACAGGAUAAGCUACAGUAAAGUACAAUAUGUCCCACAUUAAACAGGGGAAUUUCCACUGCUCAUGGACUUCAGUCAUUUUACAACCAGGUGUUGUGCAUCCCUGGGGUGGUCCGGCUGCGUCAGCGCUCGAUUUAUAUUUAUGCACCUGAAUGGAAAAAUGUCACUGGUGAAAGAUAUUGAAAUACUAAUGAGUGGAAUUUAAUCACCAAAAAAAAAAAAAAACAUCUGUCUUUUUUUUUUUUAAAGUCCAACUUAUAAGAUGCUGACCACCCCAGUAGUUAGUUUUGUCAAUAUUUUAUUAUCUGUCUGUUCCCCCCUCUUUUUCCGGUGUCUCGCUCCCCUGUAGCCUCACUCCAGAUUUCACCAAUGCAUCUGUGAUGUGCUCUAUUAUGAAAUUGUAUGACUUUGUGUCCUAUAUCCUGAGUGCACUAUUUAGAUUACUGAUUUGUGUCAGCCUCCAUACUAAAAGAUGGUGCACUGUGUAAGGUGAAUGGGCAUCCCUUAGUGCUAGGGUAUUGUCACUGUACAACUGGGUUUCAUUUAGGACGGUGCGGCAACACAAUAAGCACGUUCGGAUAGAAAUACGAGCAAACGAGGUUUCAAUUGCUCCAGAUUCUUGUAUUUCUGUCCCUUAAAGUAGCAGUAUCAGAUUUAUUCCAGGUUGUCUCUACAUUCCCGACAGGCAGAAAUUAGCAGCCCGCGUCUUGUGGAUGCAAAAUAAGCAAUCUGGUCUGAGCCCAUCACUUUGUGCCCUGCUAAGUGUAACCCUGUGCUGUGCUGACUACUGCCUGCUGCUGCUGCUGCCGCCGCCGCCGCUGCUGCUGCUGCUGUUUGACAACGAUAUCACCAUUCCGUUUGUUUGGGGUCAACGCGCUUCUAAAUGCAGUGCAGCCCAAAUGGAAAAGAAAACGAUGUAUGAGAAAUAUUUGUUUUGUUUUUUUGUUUUUUUUUGUUUUUUUUUUGGAUUUUUUUCUGCUCUAUCAAAUAAUAAUAAAACUAAUUUUAACCCCUC
This is a messenger RNA of Mugil cephalus (flathead mullet), 4716 nucleotides long. It is a transcript of the gene gatad2ab, whose product is annotated as GATA zinc finger domain containing 2Ab. The record is from RefSeq and is a predicted model, not a curated record. Gene Ontology annotation, molecular function: sequence-specific DNA binding; zinc ion binding. Gene Ontology annotation, cellular component: NuRD complex. The coding region runs from base 175 to 2133 and encodes 652 amino acids. NCBI's taxonomy places the organism in Eukaryota, Metazoa, Chordata, Actinopteri, Mugiliformes, Mugilidae. Gene Ontology annotation, biological process: negative regulation of transcription by RNA polymerase II. The transcript has 11 exons.